AUGAGGAAGAGGGCAGAGCAAGAGGGCAAAGGAAGAGGGCGAAGGAAGAGGGCAGAGAAAGAGUGCAGAGGAAGAGGGCGAAGGAAGAGUGCAGAGAAAGAGGGCAGAGGAAGAGGGAAGAGAAAGAGGGAAGAGAAAGAGAGCAGAGUUAAAGGGCCGAGAAAGAGGGCAGAGGAAGAGGACAGAGGAAAAGGGCAGAAAAAGGGGGCAGAGGAAGAGGACAGAGGAAAAGGGCAGAGGAAAAGGGCAGAGAAAGAGGGCAGAGGAAGAGGACAGAUGAAAAGGGCAGAGGAAAAGGGCAGAGAAAGAGGGCAGAGGAAGAGGACAGAGGAAAAGGGCAGAGGAAAAGGGCAGAGAAAGAGGGCAGAGGAAGAGGACAGAGGAAAAGGGCAGAGAAAGAGGACAGAGAAAAAGGAUAGAGAACACUGUGUUCCGAUGCCUAACAGGAAGUGA
Tachysurus vachellii is the source of this 453-nucleotide messenger RNA. Its product is annotated as sperm protamine P1-like. The record is from RefSeq and is a predicted model, not a curated record. The transcript has 2 exons. Bases 1 to 453 code for a protein of 150 amino acids. Lineage: Eukaryota; Metazoa; Chordata; Actinopteri; Siluriformes; Bagridae.